UUACCAAAUUACCUCCCCAGCCAGGUUUUAGGGUUUCUCAAGGGUUUUCCUUUUCCUUGACGAUUUCUACGAUCUCAGCCGUAUCCCUCUCUGCUAAUUCGCUUUAUUCUUCUUUAAAUUGAUGUUAAAUUGUAUCCAGCAUUCUCGGACUGGCUGAGAUUCAACUCAAAAUCUCAGAGAUUAGAUGACUAUGGAGGCUAGAGUCGGUGCGGUGGUUGAUGGAGGACAGAGGGCUCUUAAUUCCGCUACCACCGCCGUCGCCGCCACCGCCACCUCCGCCGCCUCGAAUGGCUGCGCCGUGGACGCCGGUGCCAGGAAGCUAUUGCAGCAACAACCGCAGGUGCAGCCGCAAAGCCUCCGCCACGGUAGUAAUAAACAGUCGCUGAAUCAGCAGCAGGCCCACAUCGGCACCUUUGAGCAUCUCCUUGCCGGCGGUAUUGCCGGCGCCUUUAGCAAGACCUGCACCGCUCCUCUCGCCCGCCUCACCAUCUUGUUUCAGUUGCAAGGUAUGCAGUCGGAAACUGCAGUGUUAAGCAAACCGAGCAUAUGGUGUGAAGCAUCUCGUAUCAUCAACGAGGAAGGGUUUAGAGCCUUUUGGAAAGGAAACCUUGUUACUGUAGCUCACCGGCUUCCAUAUUCUGCCGUGAACUUCUACACGUAUGAAAAGUACAAGACUUGGUUGCACUCGAUACCGGCCUUGGGGACUUAUAAAGGAAAUGCCUCCUUAGAUCUUUUUGUUCACUUCAUCGGUGGUGGGUUGGCCGGAAUAACGGCUGCCUCGGCUACUUACCCUCUGGAUCUGGUGAGGACACGCCUUGCUGCACAGAGGAAUUCAAUUUAUUACCGAGGUAUCGGGCAUGCUUUCCAUACCAUUUGCUCAGAAGAGGGAUUUUUGGGUCUGUAUAAAGGACUUGGUGCUACAUUAUUGGGUGUUGGACCAAGCCUCGCAAUCAGUUUCUCUGCAUACGAGUCUCUGAAAUCAUUUUGGCUGUCUCAAAGGCCUAAGGAUUCACAAAUCAUGGUCAGUCUUGGUUGCGGCAGUCUCUCUGGAAUCGCUUCGUCAACUGCGACAUUCCCACUGGAUCUCGUGAGAAGAAGGAUGCAGUUGGAAGGGGCUGGUGGACGAGCCCGAGUGUAUAACACAGGACUCUUUGGAACAUUCAAACACAUAUUCCACACCGAAGGCCUUCGAGGGGUUUACAGAGGGAUCUUGCCCGAAUACUACAAAGUGGUUCCUGGCGUAGGCAUUGCCUUCAUGACAUACGAGACAUUAAAGACGCUGUUAUCGUCCAUCCCUCAUUCAUAAAACCAGCCGGACGACCCAUUUAUACUUGGAUGAAUUUUUUUUGGUGAAAAGCCUUGCUUACUUAGAUAGGUAGAGGAAGAAGAAGGAAUAGUCUUUUCCCUUUCAGUGUAUAGGUUUUAGAUUCAUUUACAUUGGGGCUUCUCCAUUGAGCAUUUUCUUCACGAGAUCAUAGCUUUUUUGUCUUUAAGCUUCAAAAUCAAUGAAUUGAAUUUCCAGUUUCA
Molecule: messenger RNA, 1527 nt
Organism: Tarenaya hassleriana
Lineage: Eukaryota; Viridiplantae; Streptophyta; Magnoliopsida; Brassicales; Cleomaceae
Product: mitochondrial substrate carrier family protein B-like
Exons: 8
Coding region: 185-1306 (373 amino acids)
Biological process (GO): transmembrane transport
Source: RefSeq, a predicted model, not a curated record